AAUGAAAUAAAAUAAAAAAAAUGUCAAACUGUAAGUCUGUAAUAUACAGGUCGACCUCAUUUAACAACUGAUCACUGAUCAACUGUCUGACAAUAUAACAGAGCACGCAAAAGAUACUUGGGAGCCUGAGCCAGAAUUUUCACAGCUGCGCGCAUGCGCGCGCGCGCGCACACACACACACACAUGAAACCACGUUUUGGGAGCUUGGGCAUCAGCUCACCUUUGCAACCAGCUGCAACAUUUGGUGAUCACAUGAACCCAAUUGAGGUCAUUUUCUUUUGCCAGUUUCCAGCCUGGUUGAUGACCCCGCUGUCUCUGGCCACUUGCAGAACCAUGGGUGCAAGGUCAUAACAGGACAGCAAAGAAAACACCCCAUAUCCUAACCCACUCGGGAACAUAUGGGAAACACGCCAAAGGGAACAACUUUAGCUACUUCCGCUUUCUUCCUUCUCAUGUACAGAGUGCCAGCCUUAAAAGAGCAAAGUCUUUAUCUUAUGUGGGUCAGCUUUGCUGGGUGGAUUGCUUAUGUAAUCAAGGACGGUAUAAAAAUAAAGGCUUUUCUGAUAUUUGGGACUUUUUCCUCUCUUCUAGAGGAGCCCAUCUUUGUUCAGCUGAAUAAAAAUGUAAAGCUUGAAGGCAACUUCUGGUUUCUUGUAUUUUUUUGUCAAGCAAAACUUCAGAACCGGCACAGCAGUUACCUAACACGUUGUGUACAUUAGAAAGCAUGUUGCAACGUAAAUAUUCUCCUGGGGAAAGUCCAGGUGAGAAACUUACGGUCAAUACCCCUGUUUGUUCCAAGUUCAAGAGAAACAUGCAAGCAACACCCCAGAGUUUCACCAUUUAAAGAGGGGAUUUGGUCCUGCAAGGAGGACACGGCUCCACACCCACGGACAUUGGCACAAGUGUUCCUGCAACCAGCCGGUUCCUCCAUCGUCCGCCAAGAUGGUCCUCCUUCCUUCCUUCUUUCUUGUCCUCGCCUGCUUGUUGGGAUCCUUUGGUCAACAAGAUCUCCGGAACAAGGUCUUUGUUUUCCCAAGAUCAUCUAGCACGGCUGCUGUGCUUCUCCACGUCUCCAACUAGCAACCCUUGACCAAGCUGACCGUCUGUUUGAGACACUACACCCUCCUGUCCUAUUCGUAUGGCCUCUUCUCUUACGCCACCCGGUCAAAUAGCAACGAUUUUCUGAUUUUCAAGAAUGCUUACAAAGAAUAUUCCAUUUACGUUGGUGGUUUCUACGUAAAUUUCAAGGUUCCUGAGAAGGCUGAACCGAGCUGGGAUCACAUCUGUGUGUCCUGGGACUCCAGCAACGGGCUGGUCCGGUUCUGGCUCAACGGAAAACCUUUUCCUCGGCGGAGUCUGAAAAAGGGCUACAGCAUCAGCCAGGAGGCCUCCAUCAUGCUGGGGCAGGACCAGGACUCCUUCGGAGGGGGCUUCAAUAUCAACGAAUCCUUUGUGGGGGAGAUCUCAGACGUCAACAUGUGGUCCUCGGUGCUGAGACCAUCUAUGGUUAGAUUGUCCAAGAACAACAUUGAGAUUUCUAACCCUCUGAUUACCUGGAACUCCCUGAGCUACACCAUCAAGAACGAGGUCUUUGUGGACGAUUUCCUGAGUCCCCAAGGGGAAUGCAUCUGUUGAAAGAAAGAAAGAAGAAAGAAAAGAAAAUACUCUUUGGAAAAAAACCCUAUAUUUCUGCAAUGGGAUGCCAAUCGCUCAAGGAGAUGUUGAUGAAUUACAGGCAGGUGAUCCAUGCUUGAAAAGCUGGUGUGAGCAUGCUGGUUUCUUCAUCAAUAAAAUUAACUUCUUUUGUCAUGCUCG
Molecule: messenger RNA, 1815 nt
Organism: Crotalus tigris (Tiger rattlesnake)
Lineage: Eukaryota; Metazoa; Chordata; Lepidosauria; Squamata; Viperidae
Product: serum amyloid P-component-like
Exons: 2
Biological process (GO): innate immune response
Molecular function (GO): complement component C1q complex binding
Source: RefSeq, a predicted model, not a curated record